Pseudocercospora fijiensis CIRAD86 is the source of this 2483-nucleotide messenger RNA. RefSeq names its product glycosyltransferase family 66 protein. Lineage: Eukaryota; Fungi; Ascomycota; Dothideomycetes; Mycosphaerellales; Mycosphaerellaceae. The coding region runs from base 68 to 2359 and encodes 763 amino acids. Gene Ontology annotation, cellular component: membrane. Gene Ontology annotation, biological process: post-translational protein modification. The transcript has 4 exons. Gene Ontology annotation, molecular function: dolichyl-diphosphooligosaccharide-protein glycotransferase activity. The record is from RefSeq and is a predicted model, not a curated record.
AUUGAAUUCGCUAAUGGCACAUUAACAGCACAGUGAGCGCACACUCUUUUUCGACAAUUCGCUCAACAUGGCCGUCGCCGACUCUGCGUCGCCAGUCCCGGGCGCAGACUUCUUUUUCAAGGGCGAGUCUGGCCGCAACACCAGAGGCCUCCUUCGUCUCAUCAUCCUCUGCACCAUUGCAGCAGCUGCCAUCGCCGCGCGACUGUUCUCCGUCAUCAGAUUCGAAUCCAUCAUUCACGAAUUCGAUCCAUGGUUCAACUUUCGAGCAACGAAAUACCUCAUAGCCAAUGGUUUCUAUAAAUUCUGGGAUUGGUUUGACGACCGAACAUGGCACCCUCUUGGACGUGUCACAGGUGGCACGCUCUACCCAGGCCUCAUGGUGACCUCCGGCGUCAUUUACCAUGUCCUUCGAUUCCUUACCCUACCCGUCGAUAUCCGCAACAUCUGUGUGCUUCUUGCACCAGCCUUCUCCGGCCUCACGGCCUUCGCCAGCUACCUUCUUACCGCCGAGAUGAGUGACAGUCCAUCUGCCGGUCUGCUCGCAGCCGCCUUCAUGGCUAUCGCGCCAGGAUACAUCAGCAGGAGUGUAGCUGGAUCAUAUGAUAACGAGGCCAUCGCCAUCUUCCUUCUCGUAUUCACUUUCUAUCUGUGGAUCAAGGCAGUGAAGGUGGGAAGCAUUAUGUGGGGAGGUCUCUGCGCACUUUUCUACGGAUACAUGGUCAGCGCAUGGGGAGGUUACGUCUUCAUCACGAAUCUGCUCCCACUGCAUGCUUUCGUGCUGAUCUGUAUGGGCCGCUUCAGCCCUCGUCUGUACGUCAGCUACACCACCUGGUACGCCCUUGGAACCUUAGCCAGCAUGCAGAUUCCAUUCGUCGGAUUCUUGCCGGUGAGAAGCAGCGACCACAUGGCAGCUCUAGGUGUCUUCGGCCUCGUCCAGCUGGUCGGCAUUGCUGAGUGGAUUCGACCUCAGCUGAAGUCUCAGCAAUUCCAGACCCUGCUCCUGACCUCGGUCCUGGUCAUCUUCCUGGUUGCUUUUGGUGGUCUUGUCCUACUCACUGUCUCUGGAGUCAUCGCGCCGUGGAGUGGACGAUUCUACUCACUUUGGGACACUGGAUACGCCAAGAUUCACAUUCCAAUCAUUGCCUCCGUCUCUGAGCAUCAACCCACUGCAUGGCCAGCAUUCUUCUUCGACCUGAACUUGUUGAUCUGGCUUUUCCCCGCCGGCGUGUACAUGUGCUUCCGUAACCUCAAGGACGAGCAUGUAUUCGUGGUCAUCUACGCUGUGCUCGCCAGCUACUUCGCUGGAGUCAUGGUACGUCUCAUGUUGACCUUGACCCCAAUUGUUUGCGUCGCUGCUGCAAUGGCACUCAGCCAAAUACUGGACAAUUUCCUUGUAGCCAAGCAGCCAACCGAACCCUCCUCAGCUCAGUCGAAUGGAAGCGCGAAGGGACCAUCUGAUUCCAAGGACAAACUCUCGUCUAUCGUACCAGAGUCGCUUCGUUCCACGAAGUCGCCGCUCGUUGGAAUCUACAGCUACCUUUCGAAAUCGCUCAUCACAGGUGCCAUCACCUGCUACCUACUGCUAUUCGUACUUCACUGCACAUGGGUAACUUCGAACGCCUACUCCUCGCCAUCAGUGGUGCUCGCCUCACGUUUGCCUGAUGGCAGUCAACACAUCAUUGAUGACUACCGCGAGGCAUACUACUGGCUGCGACAAAACACCGAGCCGACCGCCAAGGUUAUGAGUUGGUGGGAUUACGGAUACCAGAUCGGUGGAAUGGCAGACAGACCAACGCUUGUCGACAACAACACCUGGAACAACACUCACAUUGCUACUGUCGGAAAAGCAAUGUCGAGUCGGGAGGAAGUUUCGUACCCGAUCAUGAAGCAGCAUGAAGUUGACUAUGUCCUUGUUGUCUUUGGUGGUCUCCUUGGCUACUCCGGUGAUGACAUGAACAAGUUUCUGUGGAUGGUCAGAAUUGCUGAAGGUAUCUGGCCAGACGAAGUCAAAGAGCGCGACUUCUUCACAGCUCGCGGAGAGUACCGCGUGGAUGAUGAAGCCACUCCAACCAUGCGCAACUCGCUCAUGUACAAGAUGAGCUACUACAACUACAACACUCUUUUCCCUGCCGGUCAGGCCACCGACCGAGUACGAAACUCGAAGCUACCAGCCGCUGGGCCAGAGCUUUCUACACUUGAGGAAGCAUUUACCAGCGAGAACUGGAUCAUCAGAAUUUACAAGGUGAAAGAUUAUGACAACCUUGGCCGUACGCACCAGGAUGCGACGAGCUUUGAGAAGGGCAACAAACGAAAGAAGGCAGGCAAGCGUAGAGGAGCCCGCGUGCUUCGCGUUGACUAGAUGUAAACCAGAAGCCGCCAGUAUGUCUAAAAAACAACAGCUCAACAAAAGUUGGGGCUCCUUCGGGCUUAUUGUAGUAUAACUAGACUAAUUCACGGCCUUGUAAGAAGGGUCCUUCCGAAAG